UUUGACAGCCCUAAUCUUUUUAUAUUAUAUCACAUUUUCUAAAAUCUAAAAGACUUUAUAUUUUUUGUACGAUCUAUUUUUACACUUGUAUGUUUUCUGUAAUGUUUCGAAAAUACUAGUUUAAUAAUAUUUAUGUUCGUUUAUAAGAAUAUUUGAUCUUUUACUUUUAUUUGAUUUCAUUAUCUUUCCUUGUAAAGCAUUAACUCCUUCCUCUCUGACAUCUCCUCCCCUCUUCAGAUGACUCUCCCCCCCCUGCCUCGCCUCCCCAACUGGACUCCGACUCCCAGCAUGCACCUCUGCGCCCGGUGAAGCUGGAGCCGGGCAGCACCAUGUGUGAGGUGUGUGGCAAAGUGAUGAAGAACAAGGCGAGCCUGGCGCGCCACUCCUUCAUCCACACGGGUCAGAAACCCUUCGCCUGCCACCUGUGCGAGCUGCGCUUCAACCGCAGAGACAACCUGCAGCACCACCUGACCCGCCUGCACCCCGAAGGAGCAAAGCACCGCCAGAAACAUCGCCCGGCGCCCGCGUGGCUCUGCUCCGCCUGCGGGAAGACCUUCAGCUGCCGAUCACGCCUCAAAACGCACGAAGUCAUCCAUUCGGGGGUGAAACCGUUCCGCUGCGAUUUGUGUCCCAAAGCGUACAUGAGAACCAACGACCUGGAGCACCACAAGAAAAUCGUGCAUGUGGACGUCGACGGUGGAGAGAAACCGCCGCCGGUCAGCUCGUUGCUCUGCGAUUUCUGUGGUAAAGAGUUCCCGUGCCGCUCGCAGCUCGCCGUGCACUUCCAGGUUCACACGGGCGAGCGGCCGCACCUCUGCGACAUCUGCGGGCGGAAAUUCGGACGCCAGUAUCAGCUGAACCGCCACAAGAUCCUGGUGCACAGCAGCAGCACGUUGGACAGCCCGCCGCCUGACGCCCCGUUCCCCUGCAGCGUCUGUGGGAAGCGCCUGAAGUCAGAGGCGCUUCUCGCCGCGCACAGCCGCAUUCACUCUGCGGAGCGAACGCACCGAUGUGUCCUCUGUCCGCGCAGCUUCCACCGCGCCGCCUCCCUGAAGCAGCACCACGACCGCGUUCACCUCAGAAACAUCAGCCACGGGGCGCAGAAUCACAACCGCAGGAAGAGCCACGUCGCGUCAUCCAAAGAGUUCCCGUGUUCGAUCUGUGGAAAGGUGUUCAAGUUCCGCUCGUUGUUGUCGAGUCACGCUCUGAUCCACAGCGACCAGCGGCCGUACGGAUGCGACUUCUGCAGCCGAAGCUUCCGGCGCCUCGGACACCUGAAGCGCCACCGAGAGGUCGUCCACGCCAACGGAGAGAGGCCCGCGCAGUCCUUCGUCUGCCACAUCUGUGGGAAGGACAAGAAGUGCCGCUCGCAGCUGCAGCGCCACGUCAUCAUCCACACGGGGGAGCGGCCGCACGGCUGCGAGCUCUGCGGCGCCAGGUUCAACCGCAGCGGGAACCUGCAGCAGCACAGGAAGCGCAUGCAUGGAGAGGGGGGGGGGGCAGCUGAGGAGGAGGAACCGCACAUCCUGUUUGACGACGACACGAUGCCGGCGCUCGCCUACAAACAGGAAGAGACGGUGGUGGCUGUCGGCGACACGGUCUGCGAGGAGAUGGAGGAGCAGAUCGGUCCCUGAACACAACGUCUGCUCUAAGACUCUGACUCUGAGGAACCUGGAGCUGACCGUGUGGUUGUUCUGCAGGAGAACGAGAACGUGUGGUUGUUCUGCAGGAGAACGUGUGGUUGUUCUGCAGGAGAACGUGAACGUGUGGUUGUUCUGCAGGAGAACGUGAACGUG
This is a messenger RNA of Notothenia coriiceps (black rockcod), 1796 nucleotides long. RefSeq names its product zinc finger protein 728-like. Bases 330 to 1634 code for a protein of 434 amino acids. Gene Ontology annotation, molecular function: sequence-specific DNA binding; DNA-binding transcription factor activity, RNA polymerase II-specific. Gene Ontology annotation, biological process: regulation of transcription by RNA polymerase II. Lineage: Eukaryota; Metazoa; Chordata; Actinopteri; Perciformes; Nototheniidae. The transcript has 2 exons. The record is from RefSeq and is a predicted model, not a curated record. Gene Ontology annotation, cellular component: nucleus.